Molecule: messenger RNA, 3461 nt
Organism: Corticium candelabrum
Lineage: Eukaryota; Metazoa; Porifera; Homoscleromorpha; Homosclerophorida; Plakinidae
Exons: 5
Coding region: 1-3060 (1019 amino acids)
Molecular function (GO): protein binding
Source: RefSeq, a predicted model, not a curated record
AUGGAACGAAAAGUCGCUAAAGCUGCGAGGAAGGGAAACUGGGAGGAGGUUCGACGACUGGUUGAAGAAGGAGGGAACGUGAAUGAUGUGGAUGGAAGGUUGAGAAGAACAGCUCUACACUAUGCUGCCAUGUAUGGAAAUUCAGAUAUUUGUUUGUUCUUGCUGUCACGAGGCGCGAACGUCAAUCAGUCAGACGCGGAUGGAGAUACGCCGCUUCAUCUCGCUGCUUAUUAUCAUCAUGUCGAUAUCUGUCAACUGUUAGUUGAUCACAAAGCCAAUGUUACUUCUGUCAACAACACUAGCGGUCAAACUCCUCUUCACACAGCUCUUAAUAGUUAUUUACGUGUCUCUGCCGCUUUGUAUCGUCCACUGAUAACAAAUGAGAGUUUGAAUGUAGCAGAUCGUCAUGGUAACCGCGCUUUACACAUAGCAGUUAGAAAAGGUGACAUUCAGACUGUCCAGCUGUUAGUGGAUUGUGGAGCAGAUGUAAAUGUAUUGAAUGGAUAUGGACAAACACCACUACAUACAGCAGCUGGUCGAUGGGAAGACUGUCCUGAAUUUGUUAGAACAGAACCUCACAAGAGUGAAUGGCUCAAACUAGUGGCCAAGUCACUAACUGGUGAAGCUGUUGAAUUGACAACAAAAUCAUCUGAUACUGUCACCGCCUUGAAGAAGCAAUUGCAAACCAAGAAUGACCCAUCAUCAUGGGAUCAACUGCUUGUUUAUAAGAAGAAGCAACUACACGAUGAGCAAACGUUGGCUGAUGCAGGAGUAACUGAUGGAACAAUACUGAACGUCGUUCUAUGUCCUCAUGGAAAAGUCGAAGUAAGUCGAGUGAAGAUUGUCAUUGCUGGUAGAGACAGAAUGGGCAAGACGUCCUUUAAACGAUCUGUGCUCAAACUGAAGUUUCAGAUAAUUGAACCAAGCACACCUGUCGCAGUGGCAGAAUUGGCAGUGAGUCAAGCAUCAAACUGGAAGCUUUUGAGUGACAAGGACGAAGAAUUUUUAGACAAACAAAUAGCUAGAGCAGCAGUUGAUGUACCGACUGUUUCAAGUGAAAAUGUGUCUGGUAGUCAAGAUGACAACAAAUAUGACAAUGACAAAACAGAUUAUGCAGAUCAUCACAGUGAGGUUGAGCUUGGCUUGUCAGUUGAUAGAGAAUCUACAUCAACUGAUACUAGAGAAAGCAGCAACAACACAGACAAACUGGAUGAAGCAACAGACAAACUUGAUGAAGCAACAGUUCUAACUGGAGGGAUAGCUUGUGCUAUUACAGAUUUCCAAAGUGAUCCUGACCUCUUAAAGCAGGAAGAUUCAAAAGUUCACGUUGCCAUUUGGGAUUUGGGAGGUCAGGAGCCACUUCUUCCUGGUCAAGGAGAAGCCAUCACACCAGGAUGUGUCGUUUGUGUUGUAUUUAAUGCAUCUGAGUUUCUAGGUGACUCUGCCAAGUCUUUCCAUUGUCCUUCUGCUGACUCAAAACCAAUUCCAAUCGACAACCACUGGAUAGUGACAAACUAUGAUGCUGUGGCUUUAUGGGCAUCCAUGACUUUUUUGGCAGGAGACGUCGAAAGUCUUGAAGGCCUUCUCUCUGGUCUUCACAUCGGCAAGUCAAAGGGAUGUGCAUCACCAGUAAUGUUGUUGAUUGGAACACACAUCAAUGAUGCCGAUGAAGAAAUGAUCAAGAAGCAGAAUGAAUUUCUGUCUAAAAUGUUUUGUAAUAAAGCAUUUCAGAAGCACAUCCUUCGACCAUCUAACCAGGCUAAUGAUUGGUUUUUUCGUGUGGAGAAUUCGGUGUCUGAUCCUGACAGUGCAAGUGAGGAUGCAGGCGUGAGUGCAGUGAAGCAAGUCAUUGAAGAGAUGGCACGUGAUGUGUCACCUAAACCUCUGAUACCAGCCACUUGGUCAGUUCUAGAGAAGAUUCUUGAUUCUUUAGAAAUCAAGUUGAGCACUGCUCUUUCCAAUGUCAAUGUUAUCAUGCGUUUUGCCCGUCGAUUGUGUCGAAUGUCAGAAGAGAAAGAAGUUCGUCUUGCUCUAACAUAUUUAGAUGAAGCCGGAUCAGUAAUCUAUCCUCAGAAAAGUGAGAAGCUGAAGAACACAGUCGUCACCAAACCAAGCUGGAUUUUCAAGGUUUUCUCAGUUGUGGCAUCUGUCACUUCUUGGCCUCCUCCCUUACUGAUUGAAGAUUGGAAUCGAGUUCGGCAAGUAGGAAUUGCUUCUUGGGAACUCAUUGAUCAUCGUCUGAAAGAAGCAGGAGUGAAGCCAGCAGAGUAUGAAGAUGUACUCAAUUUGUUGAAUUUCUAUUUUAUUCUGUGCCCCAAUCCUCCACCUCUUCCUAUAUCAGUUUCUUAUAAAACAGAAUACUUUGUUCCAUGUUUGCUAGAAGUCGAGUCAAAAGGUCCAUUUGCAGCUGUUGAUUUGGUUGCUUCUCGGCCAAUGUCACUUAUCAUUUUGUCUCACAAAAUUGAGUUUGUUCCUGAGCAGUUGCAUUUUAGGCUGAUGAUGUGUUGCAUUGAGAAAUAUCCUGAUGAGCCAAUGUUGACACGUAAUAAGUGUGUAUAUCGAGUUGAGAAAGAUGUCAAGUUGGAAGUGAUUUAUCACUUGAAGAAAUAUAUCAUUGUCACUAUUGACCCACAACGGCCUCUUCAUGAAAUUGCAUCUCUGUGUACAGACAUCCGUCUGUUCAUCACUAAAAGGCUGCAUGAAGUGAAGACACCAGGGUUGUCUCGUUUUCAGUUUUCAUUGAAUAUUCAACAUCCCGGACCAGCCAUUCCUGUGGAUGUAAACAAGUUGGUAUGUAUAGACAAGUAUAUACCAAGUGAGGACACAACAUUGAGAAGAAACAAAAGCAGGGUUGAUGUCAAUCUGGAUCACAAUGAGAGAGCUGCAUUAGACUGUUGGUUUUAUGAAGAGAAAGAUGAUGUAGCAGGAAACUCUCAACAACAGUCACUGACAGUACAAGCAAACACCAAAUGUACGGCUACUGACGUAGAGAAUGUAGCUGAGAAACUCUGUCAUUGUUGGCAAAGGCUUGUGUUGAACUGUCAGCUGAGUUUUUCAUAAACAAGACAGAAAGGAUUGAAAGAGAUAUCAGAGAUGAUUGCUACAGACAAGCUGUAAAAGCGUUGUGCAUGUGGACUAAUGAAUUUGGUGAAGAAGCCAACCAGGCAGCAAUGAUCAGGGCAAUGUGUACCAUUGGGUGUAGAUCUCAGGCUACAGAUGUUUUCAGUCCCAAUUUGGUGGAGCAUGUGUGCCCACGCAAAUGACUGUGUUGAUCUUGACUUUACGCAGAAUUUUCUUUUAAAAUGAAUGGAACAUUAUUAACUGUUUUAUUUUAUUUAUUUCAUUAUCUGUUGUAUGGAACUAUUACCAGGUAGCUGUUUUACGUUAACAUACACAUUAUUUCAGUCUUUGUUGAUUAGUAUUGUUGCCAGUUGACUAAAACCUGUUUAUUAGUAGUGACC